Messenger RNA from Phyllotreta striolata, 2372 nucleotides. The record is from the annotation of a GenBank genome assembly. NCBI's taxonomy places the organism in Eukaryota, Metazoa, Arthropoda, Insecta, Coleoptera, Chrysomelidae.
CAUUCUCUUACCUCCCGCUAUUCGGGCACAUUUCUAAAUAAAUUCAACACAGUCCGUUCGCGAACCCGACCCACACGCGUUGCCCAAAAACCCGAUAAAAAUAUAAAUAAACCGCCCGAUUUAGGGGGGUCGCUAUCGCUGGGAAAUCUCGCGGUAAUCGGCCGGUAAUUAGUAUCGGUAAUUGCGCGUUAAUUGAUUUUCCCCGAUGGUUUAACGACCGUUUCGGCAUCGACUCGGCGAUCUAUCGUACCAUGGACGGGCUCAGAUUGGCCAUACAGACCAGUUUGGGCGAGAGGAUGGUCAGCAUGAAUUCGACAUUAGUGGAAACAGUCAGCAUAAACUACGAGGAUUUCAACGAAAGUUUCCUAACAUGCGGCACGUGUCUGUGCAUGUACGACGGCCAGGAGCACACGCCGAAGCUGCUGCAAUGCUCGCACACCGUCUGCCUGCACUGCCUCGCCCGCAUAGCGGCGUCGCAGACCCGCGACACCGGCACCUUCCGCUGUCCCAUCUGCCGCGAGCUCAUCCACAUACCGCGCGGCGGCGUCUCGGCGCUGCCGCCCUCCUUCCUCGUCAACCAGCUGCUCGAUCUCAUGUCGCGGCAGCGCCGCGAGGUCAUACCCAAGUGCUCGGUGCACAUCAACCAGGAGCUGCUCUUCUGCGAGACCUGCGACACGGUGUUCUGCACGCUGUGCACCGGCGGCUCGCACAACGACGCGGCGGCCAGUUGCGAGCACACCAUCAUACCGUUUUCGAUCGCCAUCAAGAGGAUGUCCGAGAUUUUGUUGUACAAAGCCAACGAUUGCAUAUCUAAGUUGUCUCAAGCCCAAGAGGGGGUCAGCUCGGAGCUGUGCCUGCUGGAUUCGGCUAAAGAAACCUGCCUAGAGAUAAUAAACGAAACAUUCCAGCAAAUCCAGGCGUUGAUGGAUCAAAGGAAGAAGGAAAUAAUCGAUACGGUGAACGGGAUAUGCCUGGAGAAACGACGGGUGUUGGAAGAGCAACAUACGCUUAUCGAAAACGAGAAAAAUAAGGUGCAACAAGAGUGCCAAGGGCUCCAGUACCAGGUGGAGGUGCGCAACAUCACGCAGCGCAUCGAGAUCCUCUCCGAGAAGCUGGACACGACGGUGGCGUUGAGCGAGCCGCGCGAGAACGCCUUCCUCACCGUCAAUUUCGAUCUCAACGACAGCCUGGAGCACAUCCGCCAGCACCUCAGCGUGCUGGGGAAGGUGCGCACCAGCACCACGUUUCCCAGGCUGUGCACCGCCCGCCUGGAGGGCGCCACCGUCGCCGGCAUCGAGAAUUUCGUCGCUCUCACCACCGUCGAUUAUCACGGCGACGAGAGGAAAACCGGCGGGGAUCCCGUCGAAGCCGAGCUGUUGCUUGUACCGGCCGAUGAUAGUUCGAGUGUGGAUGUUGAGGAGAAUCAUCCGGUGAGGGUGGAAGAUAACAACGAUGGUACUUACAAAUUGUACUUCAGGGUACCGAGGUCCGGUAGGUACGGAAUGAAGAUAUCUGUGAUAAAUCGACCGAUAAAGGACGUGCCGUUGUAUUUCGAAGCGACCGAUCACAACGAUCCGAUAUGCGUUUACGGAUCAAGAGGUAGCGGUAAAGACGAGUUCAUGCAACCUGUGGCCGUGGUCAUCGACGAAAAAGACCAAACCAUCUACAUCCUCGACACCGGCAACUCGAGAAUCAAAGUCCUCAACGACAAGCUCGAAUGCAUCAAGCACGUCACCAACGAGGGUUUGCUGGGCAGGAGCUGCACCGGCAUCGACGUGAUCAACGACGGGCUGAUCGUGAUCAACUGGCGCACCAAGUACAUCACCGAGAUGACCACCGACGGGGAGACGAAGAAGACCUUCACCUACAACGCCUUCCAGGAGCCCAUCGAUAUAGCGGUGGACAAGAAUUACGGGCACGUGUUCGUGGCCGAUAACGGGAUGAAUUGCGUGUUCGCCUUCGACGCCGACGGGAAGAUGCUGUUUCAGGUGGGCAAGAAGGGCACGUUCAAUCUGAUCGCUUCGGUGGCGGUGGGGCCGCUGGGGGAGAUCAUCGUCGCCGAUUCCAGGGUGCAAAUGUUCUCGGCCAAAGGGGAUUUUAUGGAGGUCAUUUACGACGAAGGAAAAGGUAAAGGUAGAUACGGAGGAAUAGCCAUAGACGGCGAGAAUCGGGUGUUGUUGACGAGGACCGAGCAGAAAGGGCGCACGUUCGUGCAGCUUCUGUCGCUGACCGAUAGGAGUCUCAAUCAAUGCAUCGAUUCGCACGAGGCCAAGUUGAAGAGACCCAGCGGACUGGCCGUUACCGGUGAUAAUCACGUAAUCGUGGUGGAUUUGGGCAACAGUUGCGUGAAGAAGUACAGAUAUUGGUAGUCG